AUGUACUCGUUUGAAAUGUCGAUACCCGUAACGGAAGAAAUUUCUUAUGAAAAUGACCGAGAACUAGAUCCUAAUAAGAGGGCGGUGCCAAUUACCAGCAAAAGUGCCAACUGCCUCGGCCUAUACCAUGGUCGUCAUCCCCGCGGCAAGCUCAUAUCGCGGACCGACAAGGAAUCCAUCGCGCGCAAAGAGGCCUACGCGCUAUAUAACCAGGAAAUUGACGAGGUUUACUAA
Molecule: messenger RNA, 234 nt
Organism: Pyricularia oryzae 70-15
Lineage: Eukaryota; Fungi; Ascomycota; Sordariomycetes; Magnaporthales; Pyriculariaceae
Exons: 2
Coding region: 1-234 (77 amino acids)
Source: RefSeq, a predicted model, not a curated record